Venustampulla echinocandica is the source of this 1536-nucleotide messenger RNA. RefSeq lists its product as uncharacterized. Gene Ontology annotation, biological process: transmembrane transport. Gene Ontology annotation, molecular function: transmembrane transporter activity. The coding region runs from base 1 to 1536 and encodes 511 amino acids. The transcript has 4 exons. The record is from RefSeq and is a predicted model, not a curated record. Lineage: Eukaryota; Fungi; Ascomycota; Leotiomycetes; Helotiales; Pleuroascaceae.
AUGGCUACACCAAUUUCGAAUGUCGAGACUGCAGAAGUGCUGGCAGAUUUGAUAGAUCCCCAUGGGUCUUUUACGGCUGCAGGGUCGUCUGAUCAAAACAGAGACUCGGAGCAGGACAUCGAAAAAAGUCGAGAGUUGUCGCCUUUUGAUGUUGUGGGAUUCGAUGGCCCAGGAGAUUCAUAUGAUCCGGUGUACUGGUCCAAGAGUAAGAAAUGGGGGGUCCUCCUAGUGGUAGCGUUGAUGACUCUAAUCACACCUCUGUCUCCAUCGAUGUUCGCAUCCGCUCUCCCAGAAGUCUUGAUGGACUACCCUCCUGACAAAUCUAUCCUAUCCACUAUGGUUGUGUCAGUCUAUGCCCUUGGGCUUGGAUUUGGGCCCUUGGUGAUCGCCCCGCUCUCUGAGCUCUAUGGCCGGCUGGUGCUGUACCACGUAACGGCCAUCCUCUUCGUAAUAUUUAGCAUUGCCUGCGCUGUAAGCAGCAACCUCAACAUGUUGAUUGUGUUUCAAUUUCUCCAAGGCUGUGCUGGUUCCGCACCUAUUACCAUGGGAGGUGGAACUGUCGCUGAUAUGUUUUCGCAAACGGAACGGGGUUCGCGGAUUGCUGUUUUGGCAAUCGGCCCACUUCUGACGCUGCUUUUCGGACCUGUAGCUGGAUCUUUUUUGGCCGCAGCGAAAGGUUGGCGCUGGGUAUUUUGGCUGAUGGCUAUCUUAGCUGGAGCCACAGAGAUUUUAUACUGUUGUUUCCUACGGGAAACUUAUCCCUCCGUUGUACUCGAAAAGAAGGUUCAAAGCAUCCGCAAUGAGACGGGAAAUCAAAACCUUCGGUCGAAACUACAUAAGGAUCUCUCACUAACAACUCAACUUUCGGUGUCUUUGAUCAGGCCAUUCAAGAUGCUCUUCCUCUAUCCCGUGGUGCUUGGUCUUGCCGUGCACGUGGCUAUCGGAUACUCGUAUUUCUACCUCCUUCUUACCACACUAGCUGGGGUCUUUAUAGGAGAGUACGCUUUCGGGGUCGACAUCAUUGGGGUGGUAUUCCUCGGCAUCGGAGUAGGCAUGGCAGCUGGUGCUAUCAGCUUUGGCAUACUUUCCGAUAAGAGACUAAAAUACAAGGCCAGAAUGGGUGAAAUGAAGCCUGAAUAUCGGCUGGAACCUAUGGUCGCCGGUGGCAUAUCGAUUCCGAUUGGGUUGUUUAUAUACGGAUGGGCAACGCACUAUGGAGUUCAUUGGUUCGUUCCAAUUUUGGGCACAGGAUUUGUCGGUUUGGGUCUCAUGUGGCUCCUGUUACCAAUUGAUACUUAUCUGGUCGACGCAUAUCCAAUGUAUGCAGCAUCCAGCAUAGGCGCUACUACGGUCUUUAGAUCAAUCGUGAGCGCAUUCCUACCCUUGGCUGGCCCGCCGAUGUAUGCGAGGUUGGGCCUUGGAUGGGGUAAUUCUGUACUCGCUUUUAUCGCGAUAGCUUUUAUCCCUGUCCCGUUGCUAUUUCUCAAGUACGGCGAGGCCAUACGCAAGAAUCCUCGUUUUCAGUGGGAACUUUGA